GUGCGUGCGUGCGUGGGGGUGGGGGGCAACCCCAACUCACCCUCCAUCUGAUGGCAGCAUCAGGCAGUCCCGUGAAACAUUUGCGUGGGAGUUCCCUCCACCGCCAUGUCGGGAUGGUGCACAUCGCUCUCUUUCUUCCUCUCUCCCUCUCUCUCUCUCUCUUUCUCCACACAUCCUCCCCCACAUUAUAACAGCUUAGCGCGGCAGUAGUAGGUCCUGCAGCAUCCAGCAGCCCAGCAUCCCUCUGUCCCUGCCUGGGGAGCAGCAGUCCUACCCGGCGCGACACCGUGUGAGUGAUGCCACAGCAUCAUCCGCAUUUCGACGCGAAAUAAUCGAGAGUAAAAAUCCCGCAAAGGAGAGCUCGGGGUGAAGGGAAAUUUUGCUUUAGCCUCGAAGACGGCAACUGCCCAUGAAGAUGUCUAACGCUGACACCGUCUUAAACCCCACCGAUCGGGUGGUAAAAUCUGUCCCCUUCCCCUUGAGCCACCGCCUUACAAUGAAGGAAGUGUUCGACUGUGAAGGCAAACCUCGCGUAGAUCUGCUGAAGGCUCACCUGACCAAGGAGGGCCGUGUGGAGGAAGCUGUCGCGCUUCGAAUCAUCAAUGAGGGAGCAGCCAUCCUCCGUCAGGAGAAAACUAUUCUCGACAUUGAGGCACCAGUCACAGUCUGUGGGGACAUCCACGGUCAAUUCUUUGAUCUUAUGAAGUUGUUUGAAGUGGGAGGAUCGCCAGCCACAACACGGUACCUGUUCCUCGGGGACUAUGUUGACCGUGGCUACUUCAGUAUUGAGUGUGUUUUAUACCUUUGGUCGCUGAAAAUCCUCUAUCCAAAGACACUAUUUUUACUUCGUGGAAAUCAUGAAUGUAGACAUUUGACAGAAUAUUUCACCUUCAAACAAGAAUGUAAAAUCAAGUACUCAGAGCAGGUGUAUGACUCAUGUAUGGAUGCAUUUGACUGCCUUCCUUUGGCUGCACUCAUGAACCAGCAGUUUUUGUGUGUCCACGGAGGACUCUCACCUGAAAUACACACCUUAGAUGACAUUAAAAAGUUGGAUCGGUUCAAAGAGCCGCCAGCGUUUGGGCCCAUGUGUGACCUGCUCUGGUCUGAUCCUCUGGAAGACUUUGGAAAUGAGAAAACCCAGGAAUACUUCAGCCACAACACAGUGCGAGGUUGCUCCUACUUCUACAGUUAUCCAGCUGUUUGUGAGUUCCUACAGAGCAAUAACCUAUUAUCAAUUAUCCGAGCACAUGAAGCACAAGAUGCUGGUUACCGGAUGUACCGUAAAAGUCAGACAACUGGAUUCCCAUCCCUCAUAACCAUCUUCUCUGCGCCAAAUUACCUGGAUGUUUACAACAAUAAAGCUGCUGUACUGAAAUAUGAAAAUAACGUCAUGAACAUUCGACAGUUCAACUGCUCGCCACACCCCUACUGGCUGCCCAACUUCAUGGACGUCUUUACUUGGUCCCUGCCAUUUGUUGGAGAAAAAGUCACUGAAAUGUUGGUGAAUGUGUUAAGCAUCUGCUCUGAUGAUGAACUCAUGAAUGAUGAAGAUGAGAUAUUUGAUGCCAAUGCAGCCGCGGCUCGCAAAGAGGUGAUCAGAAACAAGAUCCGUGCUAUUGGAAAAAUGGCCAAAAUGUUCUCUGUUCUCAGAGAGGAGAGUGAAAAUGUGUUGACGCUUAAGGGCCUGACGCCCACUGGCAUGUUGCCAAGUGGGGUUCUCUCUGGAGGCAGACAGACACUGCAGAGUGCUAUUCGUGGGUUCUCCCCCCAGCACAAGAUCACCAGCUUCGAGGAGGCGAAGGGCUUAGACCGCAUUAAUGAGCGCAUGCCACCUCGCAAGGAUGGGGUGAACCACGUGGGGCACUCCAUGGGCAAGAUGAAUAUGUCGGAGGCAAACGGCACAGAAGACAACAGCAACAUCCAGUAAUGUGUUGUCUGAGCCACGGAAACUGUGCCGCUGUUACAGUCAUGCAGGAAGACUUUGCUUAAUGGGAAAUUCAGGCCUCAGAACACAGAAAUCUAACAGGCCUACCGCUAGAACAUGAAACCUGCAGCAAAUCUAAACACUGGGCGAAAAGGUCAUUUAUUUCAUGACGGCAUGUCAUUGCACUGUUAGGGGGCGGGGGGAGCUGGGGUUCACAGCAAAGGGGCAGGGAUACAGAGAGACCCACAAGCUGCAGCAAAGAAGUGCUUUUGGAAGUUGUGUCCGACUGUAGUUCCCUUUCUCAAUUCGAUUACAGACUGAAUUGUUGGGAGUUAUUUUGCUGCAAGUGCUGACACACGUGUGCUCCUUCAUUGCAGGGCCUGACAGAAGACAUGAGUGCAGUAUCCAUAUCACAUAAUGUUUUAUAAAGUAUUUAUUAUGAAUCACUCACAAAUGCACAUCAAAAGGAGAAUUAUCUACUUUAUCUUAUUGUUUUUGCUAGUAUUAGGUCACGUCACUUUGGGAGGGACAACACAGAAAGGAAAAAGAGACGCAAAUAUGUAAAUGUAUGUACCUCUUCGAACUCUGCAGCACGCCAUCUUAUCGGUGAACUUAAAUUUAUUGAUUUACCUUGUUGUAAGAUGCUGCCAACCUGCAGGGGAAAAAAGAAGACGGGGUUCUCAUGUCACGGACAAAUCCACUGCAGACCCAGAUCCACCUUGGAUAUGUCUUAGUAACCUCCGGCAUUGCCUCGUUCCUUCUCUCCUCGACAUCUGCCAUCUUACAGGAUCACAGAACCUGGAGGAAAAGAAGAGAUGAUUUAGAAGACGCAGUCCCACUGUUUGCUGAUGCUACCUCAGCACCCCAGAUUAAACACAGAGAUUUGACUUCAAAAUAUAUCAUUUACUCCUUUUAAUCUCAGUCUUAUGGUUAUUCACUCCUCUUCCAAAAGAGCAUUUUACAUAGGCGUGAGCUGGUUUGAGCUUCUCACAAUAUUCACACAAAGAUUUUAAGCAAUAUUGCAUAAUUUAAUCACACUACCCUAAUUUAAAAACUGAAAAAAUAAAAUUGAAUUUAAUUGGUUUAUUUGGCAGGGACACUAAUCUAAAUGUAUCAGAGUUAUCUGAAAGGUUAUUUUUAUUUGUAGUCCUGGUAAGACAGCAAAUGCAACAAAUAUCCCUACUGCUGCUGAAAUAAUAAAUUGUUUCAUAUUUUUUUAUCACUUUUUUGCUAUAUUUACUUUGAUUCUCAGAUGUAACAAUCUACUUUGUAAGUGCUUAUUGCACAGAAUUAUGUUUUUGAGUAACAGAAGUAUAAAAAGUAAAUGUUAGCUGAUUAGUUAGUAAUGCUGCAGCCUCCUGCUUUACAGUAUGUUGUUAGCAGUGAGAAAACCAUGGUUUUUACUAAAUAUUCCCAAAUUGCCCAACUUGAUAUCUUGUAUACAAAAUGUAGUACCUCUUUCAACCAGCCCAUGAAUGGCGGCUGCAGCAGAUGGGGAUGGGAUUUGAUUACGCUAUUCCCUGAAGAGCCAGAGAAAACUCUUGCCACUAUGGCACUUUCCCUUCUAUUAAUCUCACUUUAAACUAUCCCACCAGUGUGAUGGAAAAGGUAAUCAGUUUUAAAGUCAUCAUAUUUUGGAUGCAUGACGUAAUUUAAUAGACAUAACCAGCCCAUGCCUAAUUUCACAUCAGAACAGCUUCAUGUUAAAAACCAACUUCACCUUACAAAUUCAUAUAAAAAUCAUAGUUUUUUUUCAGGAUAUUUAAGCUUCAUUUCUGUCUAACAAUAACCUUUCUUCCCUUCGGCAUUAACGCAGCUUUCAGAGGAAACAAAAAGUCACGUUGAAUGUUGAAACAUACCUUGGUUUCAAGAUAUUAAUGAACUGCUAUUUCUUUCCUGCUUCUUGCUAAAGAAAUAGCAAGAAUACAAACAGUGACUUCAGUGUCCUGCAAAUUUUUGCAUCUUUUGCUUUUCCAAAACAUUUUUGGAUUUUAUGCUUGCAAAAUGUGACAAGGAAGGAAGUUCUAGACAUAUUAUUAUGUUUCAGUUAAUCAUAAACAGCAUCCGUACUGGUGUUCUUUGGAUUUCACAGCCUUUGAUUAAUCGUAAUGGGAUGAGGGCAAUGGCCACGCUAACAAACUACAGUUGCUUUGGAAAAUCUUUAACCCAGCACUGAUUUAUUCAUGCUCAGGCCCUUCUUUGAAAUGUAGAUUCUGUGGUUGCCGACAUUUUCGACACUUUCUGACCUAGUGUAAAUAUUACAGCAGUUUGUUUGGAAUCCCAUAGCCUGUGUAGACUCAGAUUUUUUCUUUUUCAAAAAUAGAGAAAAAAUGAGAAAAGAUCAUUUUAAAACUAUAUAUCUGAAGUAGUCUAGCAGGACUUUAAAGCAUAGGUUUUUGGCAGAAUGCCUUUUCAUUUUGCAAAGAUGUAUCAUUGAACGAAUAUAGCUAAUCUGUAAUACGUUCUUUAUGAAAAAAGUAUAAAACAGGCCAACAUUGAAAAUUGAAUUCUUGUUUUCAACUAUUUAAUCAAACUUUUGGGGGGGGUUUCUGAAUAUUUUUUUCAUUUGUUUUUACUCUAGAACAUGAUCAAAACUGGAUGAUUUGAUAUUAAAUAAAAGCUAAAGUCUCACUGUGAGCUAAAUGCAAUUAGUCACUAUCCCCAAACAGUGUGUGAGUCUUUCACAGUCUGGGGUACCUCUAGAGUAGUAAACAUCCUGAGUAAAAUAUCUAAGUCGGAAUGAUAAACAUCUUUGAUACCCACCUCGCAACAAAUUUCUUGAAUUUUUUGUCAUUCAUUAAUGUUUUCCUGGUUUGGAUGCCAUUUUUCUUUUCAGUGAUAAAGGUGUGUGAAGUAAAGAUGGACAAAAAGUGACUUAACACAGCAUCUAUGGUAUGGAACGCAUCAAUGCAUGCAAUUAAGUUCCUAGUUGUUAUGUGAGAUUAUAAUUGUGAUAGAUAGUUGUGUUUCAAAUAGUAAACUUGAAUUCAUUUAUUUUUGGAUUAUAUUUGUAGUAUUGUCUUGUUUUAUAAAUUUUAUAAAUAGGCUUCCUUUGAUUGUUUUUGGUCAUUUUUUUUGUUUCAUUUUGUUAUUUACUACCACUGCUUUUAAUUUUAUAUUGAUUUCUUGUAUGAAGAGAUGCCCUUCUAAGGUGUAAAGCCUUGUGCUAUAUAUACAUUUUUUUUUCUGUUGUACUAAUGUACAGAAAAAUGUUCAAUAGUGUGAAUGAAUAUAAUCUCAGUGAAAAGCUACUCUUUCAGGCUGCCAAAGCAUGAUAGCAUGGUUUUCUCAAAUGUAAAUGAAUUGGACACACAGACAAAUCAGGUGUCACACAUUUAACAGGAAACAUUGUAUUCUGGUUAUAUUUACUGCUGAUAUUAUUGUUACAAUUUAGCUUACAGUUCUUUUCAUUCCUUGGUUUCUGGUUCUCGUAUAGUCAAAAUGCAUACUUCAACAAAGAGAUAUAAUGGAUUUUAUCUUGCAACAUUUUUUUUCUCUAUGGAGAUAUGUUUUGGCAUUUGACUUCCUAAAUAACACACACACUGUAAGCAUGCCCUAUGGGACAAAUCACAUUUUUUUACUCUUGAAUAAAAUAUGCAUGAACAAAU
Messenger RNA from Xiphophorus hellerii (green swordtail), 5532 nucleotides. RefSeq names its product protein phosphatase 3, catalytic subunit, alpha isozyme (gene ppp3ca). Gene Ontology annotation, molecular function: calmodulin-dependent protein phosphatase activity. The record is from RefSeq and is a predicted model, not a curated record. The transcript has 13 exons. The coding region runs from base 410 to 1927 and encodes 505 amino acids. NCBI's taxonomy places the organism in Eukaryota, Metazoa, Chordata, Actinopteri, Cyprinodontiformes, Poeciliidae. Gene Ontology annotation, biological process: calcineurin-mediated signaling.